ACUUUACUAGCCUACAACUUUCCCCUCCACAGUGGAUUUUGGUGCGGAAUCUUCAAUGCUUUGCGACAGCAAGGGAGUCUUUACGGUUUUUCAAAUUAAUUACAUUAAGAAAAGUAAACAAACUCUGCCUCGCCAUCUGGUAACGCUGCUGGAGCUGUAGUGACAAUGAUUCUUCGAAAUCUAGUUUCAAUUGGACUUGGUCCUCGCGUGUCUUCUCCAGUGACACGUCGGCCUUUGGUAGAGAUGACCAGGUCUGCCAGUUCAGAUAUGUCUGAAUUCCGGAAGGUCUUCUCUAAAGCCAGGCACAUAGCCAUCAUUACUGGGGCGGGUGUGAGUGCAGAGAGUGGAGUGCCUACCUUUAGAGGUGCUGCGGGCUACUGGAGGAAAUGGCAAUCUCAGGACAUAGCCACCCCUGAGGCCUUCUUUCGGAACCCUUCCCUGGUGUGGGAGUUCUACCACUACCGACGAGAAGUGAUGCUGAGUAAGGGACCCAAUGCGGCCCACCUGGCCAUUGCAGAGUGUGAGGCCCGGCUGAGGAAGCAGGGCCGCUCUGUGGUAGUCAUCACCCAGGUCAUAGAUGAUCUGCACCGCCAGGCCGGAUCCAGACAUGUCCUCAAGAUCCACGGAAGUCUGUUUGAGACGCGUUGUGUGAGCUGUGGACAUGUGGCUGUGAACCAAGGCAGCCCAAUAUGCGCUGCCCUAGAGGGGAAAGGUUCUCCUGACCCAGAUACCAGUGAUGCCAAGAUUCCCCCAGAGGAGCUGCCAAGGUGUGAGAAGAGUGACUGCCAUGGUCUGCUCAGGCCCAAUGUGACCUGGUUCGGGGAAACUCUGGACUCGCACGUCUUGACCAAGGUGGAGACGGUGCUGGACACCUGUGAUCUGUGUCUGGUGGUUGGCACCUCCUCCAUAGUGUACCCGGCAGCCAUGUUUGCCCCCCAGGUGGCGUCCAGGGGUGUGCCAGUAGCAGAGUUCAACAUUGAAACCACCUCUGAGACCACGCGCUUCACGUACCAUUUCCAAGGCCCGUGUGGGGCCACGCUACCCCUGGCGUUGGCGCUUCACGAGUCUGAAGUCGUCUGAGGGGUCAAGGGGUGGGGUUUGAUGGUGUCCGAACCUCUGGGACUCCUCCCAUAUCCACUCCACGGCCGUUUGAUUCCAUGGUGAUUAUUCCCUUAUCCGAAAACCGUGCCUUAAGACACUUUGAAACAGGAAUUCUUGGUGGAGGGAGAGCUGCUGUCUGCAGCAGAGGACUGAAUAGUCUUACUGGAUACUUGAUACUUAUUCGGUUAACUAAACUGGAACUGAGAUGUUAUGUGUUGUUGUCUCUUCUUGAAAGGCAGAAAAGUAUAUAUUCAGCUGAAAUAAGGAGAAGUAUUUCUUGAUAUAGGACGGGCAAAUGUUUUCUUCUCUGGAGUUUUGAGCGUGUCAUUUCUUCAUAUACAGUAUAAUAAUAAUAAUAAUAAUAAUAAUAACACAUGCCAUUUAGCAGAUGCUUUUAUCCAAAGCGACUUAGUCAUGUGAGCAUACAUUUCUCUCACUGCUAAUUCAGUAUAUUUCAGAUGUACAGGCUUUGCUGGUUGCUCUGUUUUUGUGACAUUAUUGAGGUCAGUGCACAUGCUGUACAUGACACACACACACACACACACACACAUUAUAUAACAUGCUGAUGUAGCUUGUGAGAUCAGAUGAUAUUAUUCUUUAUAGCGUAUAGUAAUAUAAUCAUAUAGCUGAACCUUUUUCUCACUCUAUGGAGGAUAUACUGUAUUAACUCCAACCCAGUACAAUACCUAAUCCAUGUGCCUGGCCAACUGUUUCCACAACCUUGGCCAAAUACACACGAACCAUGACCAAAUACAUGCUUUGAAACUCAAGUACAUAGCAACGUCACAGAGGGAGAGUCAGUUCAUUGAACUGGCUACUGCUGAACCUGGACUAUUGUAUUCCCGUCCCUGUACAGUAUUUACCAUAUCAAUAUCUAUCAAUAGUCAUACUGUGGUUACAUGGCAUGAGAAUGUAUUCAAGGGAUAUUUCAGGAUGAAGCCCUUUAUCUACUUCCCCUGAGUCAAAUGAACUCGCGGAUGAAAAUGUCAUGUCUCUGCAAUACAGUGUGAAGGAAGUUACUAACUACUGUUAGCGCAAUUGCUAACUUGCGCUAGCACCAUGACUGGAAAUCUAUGGUAACUGCUAGCAUGCUCGUAGAUACCAUCGAGUUCCAAGCAUUGUGCUAACGCUAGUUAGCAAUUGCGCUAACACUAGUUAGUAACUUCCUUCAGACUGUAUUGCAGAGACAUGACAUUUUCACCCGCGAGUUCAUCUGACUCCGGGGAAGUUGAUCAUUACCAAAAUCCCGAAGUGUCCCUUUAACAUUAUCAUUUGUAUUACUCAUUGAAAUCUAUUGUUUUGCCUAAUCACGCACAACAACUCUGUUUUUGGAAAUGUUCUAUACCGAACCAAGUGUGUACUUCGAUAUCAUGACUGUAUUUGUACUUUUUUUUUAUUUUUUACAACUACUGCUAGCUACUUUAGGUGUUUUUGCUUUUAUGCAACGUAAUGAGAUCUCAUGCAACGCUUCAAAAUAUACUACUGUCAACACCAUGAA
Messenger RNA from Oncorhynchus keta (chum salmon), 2599 nucleotides. RefSeq names its product NAD-dependent protein deacylase sirtuin-5, mitochondrial. The record is from RefSeq and is a predicted model, not a curated record. The transcript has 9 exons. Gene Ontology annotation, molecular function: protein-malonyllysine demalonylase activity; NAD+ binding; protein-succinyllysine desuccinylase activity. The coding region runs from base 166 to 1080 and encodes 304 amino acids. Lineage: Eukaryota; Metazoa; Chordata; Actinopteri; Salmoniformes; Salmonidae.